AUGCCCGUCGGAAGAAGUUCAUUUAAGGAAACUUCUCACGCGACACAUGCCGCCGCCGCCGAUUUGGAUGGACGUCUAGAGGCCGGGCUCCCGCUCAGUUGGUUUCUUGUCCGUCUUUACUCGUUCUCUUCGCCCGCGCAGCUGUUGGCAGGUGGGUAUGAGAAACCUAGUUGGGUUGGGGAGGACGGCAUGCGAACGUUGUCACGGUACUGGUGGAUUCGAGCCAGUGCGAUACUCCGUACGCGGCCGUUCAAAAAGGCCAUGCAUCAACGAGGCGAUCUAGACCUCAUCUUCGAACCACUUGGUCUACGCUUCUAUAAUCCGGAGAAGCGGCUGCUUCCUCGGCCCCUCUCCGGCGUGGUGAUUUAUCCUCAACAGGCAAUGUACUUUAGCGGCCUACAGGAGUUGCUGGAUACUCUGCACUUCUAUCUUCAAGUGGCGAGUUAUCCCGAGACGGGACAGAUGUCGCGAGGCGCAGGAUCAACAUUCGGCAAGUUCCCUUUGGCCCCGGCUGAAGUUUUGGAGCCAGUCACUUUCCGGGAGAGUGGCGUAUAG
Metarhizium robertsii ARSEF 23 is the source of this 555-nucleotide messenger RNA. Its product is annotated as nuclear envelope protein. The coding region runs from base 1 to 555 and encodes 184 amino acids. The transcript is spliced from 2 exons. Lineage: Eukaryota; Fungi; Ascomycota; Sordariomycetes; Hypocreales; Clavicipitaceae. The record is from RefSeq and is a predicted model, not a curated record.